AUGAGCAUUUGUGAUUUGUGACGUGCUAAUUGAGGUAAUCACAUUAGUUACUAAAUCACAAUAUAAUUGCGUGACGUGUUAGCUAGAUGUAGAGUGUGGAUUGGUCAACGGAAAUAGAAAAUGAAAUGAACAUACUCUUAUUAUUAGUUGUGCUAAAUAUUGGUUUCAGUAAUCAAUUUUAAUAUUGAAGAGAUACAAUAUUUCUUCCCGGAAAAUCAUUUUGAAACGAUACAAUGUCAAAUAAUAACAGUAAGACAAAGCUUCUUGUUAACAGUGGAUCACUCACAGACUUACAACAGUUAAUCGGAUAUGAAUUGCACAUAUCUCUGAUAACUAUUUAUCUGAUGAUCUAAUAAGUAUUGUCCGAUUAAAUAUUCAAGUGCCUGGAUUUUAUUUCGGCAAAGAUAUCACCGGUAGUAAAAAAGACGGUAAGGCUGAAUCUAUAACGUUGUGAUACAAGUUGUUCAUGAAUAGGUACUGUAUGUCCAUACCACAACGCACUCUGCCUUCUUUAUAAUACUUAGAAAAGCAGUUUCACAAUUCGCUCAGUUUUCCUACAUCCAGUAUCCAUUUUUAUUCAUAAUUAAUUUAACUGAAGUAAAUAACCCAGGUGUAUUCCACAGAGGAUAGAAAGUUAAAGGUUACAAUAAAAAAUCUGACCAAAAAUCAAAAGAUUGAUCAUCAUAUUAAUAAUCCCGCUUGAUCGCCCUCACCAACCUUUACGCUUCUCUCCUUAGGACGCAAAUUCUGUUGUGAACAUUAAUUAUGUCACUGCAUGGGCGUUUUUAGAAUGUGCUUUGCUUUCACUUGGUGGGUAGUUUAUCUCUAGGUGCUUGUCCCAUCAGGUGCUAAUUUAUUGAAUUGAGUUCUCUGGGCUGCUGUUCACGGCGCGCCUGUUCACGUUUCUUGUCCCGCCCACUGCCGCAAGGCCGAGCUGCGAUUGGCUACAAGGAACACCUUCCGUGUGAGGCUGUGGCGCGCGGUCUGAGACCGCUGCGGCGCAGUUUGUUUUUGGGAGGCACAGCGGCAGCAGAGGAAUGUAUUAAACUUGAGCUUUUGGGACCUGUGAUUGCGGUGAUGGUUCCACGGUAAUGUUUGUCAUCGACGUUUUUCGCUAGAAAUUUAAUUGGUCCGAUGCUUAGGCAACCAUGACAAGACUUUCUCUAAAUAAUGAAGUGGAAGCAAAUUCAAGAAGAAACAUUUUUGAAUUGUUCACCCACCGCGUCAGUGCAGAGUUGGGCCCCCUGCACCCGCACUGGUUUGAGGAUCUCACCGCUGAGGCGACAGCCCUGGGCGCAGUGGAGGAUGGGAAUGGAGUGUGCAGGAGCUCCGUGUCCCACUGCGUCCCGGGCAGCUGUUCCGGCUCGCCGAUGGAGAGGGCAGAGGUGCACAGCCAGGCGGCCUCCACGCCGAAGAUUCUCGGGGAGCAGGGCUUUCGGUCCCCCGAAGCAUUAACCCCCGAGCAGAGGCCUGUCUCGCAGGCGAGAGCUGGUGGGUUUGGGACUGCUGAAGUGUCUAAAAGAGAGCCUUGGUUCGAUUCCAGCCCCGGUUUAUUUGGAUUGUCAAAGGACAGCCCAGAAAUAAGUCAUUUUUACAGAAGACCUCUUCCUACAGAAAAUUAUGUUGGAGACUUAUUUGACACACCAAAGGGCUAUGUGGAUUUCUCCAAAAAGCGCAUUUCAGAAAGCCUUGGAGCUCAAGUGGACCCCGAUAUGUCAUGGAGUAGCUCCCUGAACACCCCCCCAGCUAUUACACCAACGCUUAUACUAUCCAAGACAGAAGAGAAAAGUUGCCCCAAAGGGCUGUCUGCGCAGAAAAGUGGCAUCAUUGUGCGCAAACUCUUUCCUUCAGUGGCCAAGGAGACUGAUCUUAAAUUAGGUGAGCUUGCAUCGGAAAAUGACGAUUCCACAAGAGCUCAACUACCAGAUGUGAACAAUGAGACGGAUGAUCCCGUGCUAAAGAAUGGCAGCUUUCAAGAUGAAUUAGCGGAUGAGAUGAGUAGUCCUUGGAAGCAAACAUUGCCAGAUGCCCUUCAAGACCCAGAAGUGCGGAAAGUAGUGGCUAGCGUGCUGGAUGGAGCUGAAGAUGUCCUGUCUGUCUUUUUCAGCAGCAGCUCAUCAGUAAGGAGGGCUAAAACCAAAGACGGAGACAGAGGGACACCGGACACCAGUCCUGUCAAGGACUGUUCAUUGAUGGCACCCCCAGCACUUGUACCUGGCCCUAGUAAUAAAGUUCAGAAUUCUGAACUGGCCAGAGAAAAGGACAAAACUGAAAAACCGACACAUUCCUCUAUCCCAGUUGUUGAGUCAGAAGCUCAGCCAGAAAUCACGGACUGCGGGAAUUCACAGUGGUCUCAGAUCAGCUUUCCCGAUAUUUCUGACAGUCAGCUGGUCUGUCUUGCCGUAUCUCAGUCCUCAAAGAACGACCCAGCAUCCUUAAAGGGUCCAAGGAGAAGCAGUCCAGCGGGAUCUCUGUUACUGGAGCCUUCACCAGGAGGCUGUUUAGCAUUGUCUUCUAGCACAAAAAAGCCCAGGAAGUUUGUGUACUCUUUGCAAGGCUGUCCCCUCUCCGGUGAACCAAAAUGUAUUGCAAAGCAAAAGAGUGUAGGAAACUUGCAACCUGUUGUUUCCCAUUCAGGAACCUUACGGAAUGAGACGGCUGGAAGCGCAACCCCUUCCAGUGAAAGAGCUAUGGCUGAAAAGAAAACAGAUUGCUCGCAGUCAGCUAAGGAGUAUGGGCUGUCACAACUUUCCACAAUCUUUGCAGAUAAUUUUAGUCAGGAACUAAAUGAUUGUAUGACCCCUUCCAAUAGUGUAGGUCCUGCUUACAAUGACAUUCUAAAGCAAAAACCAGCAAAAACUUGUAGUGCUACACUCGGGCAGGGGAACAAAAAGAUAGCGAUAAAUCAUUUGCAAAAUAAUUAUGCGCCUAAAGCAAGCUGUGCAGCAUUGAACAGCCAACAGCAGUUGUCAGACCUUACUGUUGUACAAGAAAGCAACCUUGUAAGACCUUCCCAGGUUGCAAGCAGAAUCAGUGAUUUGCCUCAAGAAUUAAACAACAGUAAGGAUAUAUCUGAUCAUUUAAAUGGAACACUUAAAAGCCCAAAGCAAAGUUACCAACCUACCAAAUCAUCAAGGGAUGUAUCCUUUUCAAAUGAAGAGUCUGAGAAUUGUUUGCAGCUUGGUUUUAGAACAGCAAGCAAUAAAACUAUUUCUCUUUCCCAUGAGGCAAUAGAGAAGGCAAAAGCCAUUCUAGAUGAGACGUACGAAAAUGAUAUGAGUAACACCUCUCCUAAGAAAAAGAGUUUAUGGCAUUCACAGCACCAAACAUUAUACAAAGAAAAUGUUUCUUCUAUCUCAGACACUGCCAAGGAUUUUGUAGGUCCUGCAGUUACUCAUGUUACCACAGAAAGUGCAAAAAUCUUGCAACAGGAUAAGAUUUCCAAGAACCCAGAGAGCACUACAGACACGAUGAAACACGAUUGGAUGCAAGAUGGUGCUCUUGACAGGGGGUGCAAUACCUUUGCUAUUAGCAGAUCUUCAAAGUUAAGUUUUCCGGGCUUUAAAACUGCCUCUGAAAAUCCUAUACAAGUGUCCUCAGGAAACCUUGAGCGAGCCAGGUGUUUGUUUGAGGAUGUGGAUGAAAAGCUUCUGCAGAAAUGUAUCUCUAGUGGCUGUGUUGAUGUAGAGGAUGACAGAGAAACUGCAGUUGAAAUUCUGCAGACAGGGCCCGCUGUAAAACCCUUCUGUACAGGAUCACCUUCUGGACAGCUGUCUUGCCAGAAAAUGCCAGACACUUACAGCUCUUUGACAGAAAGUCAAAGGGCAGAUGUUAUUGAACUGUGCAAUAUCCUAGAAGAAGCUGACACCCAAUACGAAUUCACACAGUUCAAACUUUAUAAGGAAACUUCAGCUGGUACUGAGGAUGUGCUAUUUCGUGAGUCACAUGAUAAAGAUACAGAACAUGCCCCAGCACUUGUGUCAGAUAUGUUAACAGUCAUCAGUUGUGAUGGCAAUGGAAACACUGACUCCAAUAGAGAAAUACAGAAACUGCAGCUGAUGAAAAAUGACACAUCCGAUAAGGCAGAGGAACAAUGUAACGGAAACGAAGAAAAGGGGGGAAAUGUAUCCAUUUCGAUCUGUAAUUCCAUGGGAACUAGAGAUAAUGAAUUAGUGGAAAAGAAUUUAGCAAACAUGGAUAUGAUGAUGACUCUUGAUCAAGAAUCCUCAGAAUCAGCUCUGGCCACUGGUUGUACUUCCAGUUUGGCACGGUUUGAAGGCUUUUGCUCGGCUAGAGGGGUGAAAAUCGAAAUAUCUAAAGAGAGUCUAAAAAAGGCAUCACAGCUCCUUGAUUUAGAUGUUGGUUGUGUGCAAUCACAGGACUCCUUAGGUUUAAAGUCUCCAAUUCCCUUUUUGGAUUUUCAGGGUAAAACUGCUAUCAGAACGACACAUUAUAGUAGGCGUCCUAAUGUGAACACAUGCAACCAAACUGAAGCACAGUUUUAUACUGAGAGAGCUAGUGGAGUCUCUCAGUCUAGUGGUAAGAAUCUCAGCCAUGACGAUGGGACCAGGGAAAAGCUGUUUCAAGCAGGUAAUGGUUCCUCAUCAAAUAGCAAAAGCUUUUCCAAUCUUGAACAACAACUGUCUUGUGGAGAGUCUGAAGAACAAUUGAGAUUUGAAAAGCCUAAGGCUUUGGACCCUUUUCCCUUCAAGGGUAGUGGUCUGGAGACUAGGAAAAGCUCUGAAAGCCCCAGGAACAAUCAGUCAGAAGGUGUUUUGCAGCCUUUGCAGUUUUCAUUUCAGUUGGAGGAUGAUGUGGAUAAAAAAUUACAGACUCCCCAAGAGCAGAUAGGAGAUGGAAAGGAUUCUUAUCGGUCCACAAGUGGGAAGAGGGUUAGGUUCCAGGAACAAUCUUUUGCCAAAGUGCCAGCUGUGUCUUCAAAUGCUCAUGGAUUCAAAGCCAACCUGGGUUUCCAGACUGCCAGAGGAACUGCUGUAAGAAUUUCCGAAAAGUUUUUGAAAAAAGCAAAGGACAUGUUUUCUGAUUUAGAGGAGAAGACGGAAAGUGGGGAAGAAUGUCCUGAAACAUCUAGGACUGGAACUAAGGAAUAUUUUGGAAUUUCCGAAGCCAGUAAAUCCAGUGGUAAAUUCAGCAUAACUAGAGGGAAAAGAGCUUCUGUUUAUGAGGAAGGACUUGAGGGAUUUAAAAGUAUAAUAGGAGACAAUAAGGGGAUAUCAGUUCUGGAAAAGCAUGCAAAAAGUGAAGGAGAAAGUUCAAGACCUGCAAACAAAUGUGUUGGAACUGUGAACAACAAUUCAAGGUUUAGCACAGCCAGUGGGAAGAAUAUUUUUGUAUCUGAAAAAGCAAUAAAGGAGGCUAAAGCAGUGUUUAAAGAAUGUGAUGAAAUUGCAAUGCUCGAAUGUGCAACUGAUAGGGAAUCAGAAGUGAAAAAUGUUUCAACUGGAUUCCCUCUGGGAGAAGACGGGUGGAUCUUUAGCACAGGUAGUGGUAAGGAGGUUUCUAUGUCUAAAGAUAGUCUUCAGGAAGGUGUGACUUCACAUGAGUGUGAUAAGACUGAGACUGUAGAACCUGUGGCAAAAGAUUAUAAGAAUUUUCAAGGGAAAGGUACAGUUUAUGGCAUACAAAUGUCUGUUUCUGAAAAGGCCCUUCAUAAGGAUAGGACUGUGCUAGAAGAAUGUGAUGGCAAUCCAGAUAGUGAUGUCAGUGUAGAAACAGGAGAGACUGUGAAAUUGGAAAACGGUGUUGUCCAGAAAAAUGUUGGAAAAUUCAGUUGUGGUUUCCGUACGGCCAGGGGCAACAAGGUUUCUGUGUCUGAAAAGGCUCUUCAAGAGGCUAGGAAUUUGCUAAAUGAGUUUAAUGAAAUUGAAAAUACAAAGCGCGAUGUAAAAGCUACAAGUUCUGCUGAGAAUCUUCAAGUGAAAAGUAGCUGUGGCUUCAGUACAGCUAGUGGUACAAGGAUUCCUGUGUCUGAAAAAGCUCUUCAGAAAGCUAAGACUGUGCUAAAAGAAUACGACGACACUCCAGAUAGUGAUGUCAGUGCAGAAAUAAAAGGAGAAACCGUAAAAAUCAAAAACAGUGUUGCCCAGAAAAAUAUUGAAAAAGUCAGUUGUGGUUUCAGCACAGCCGGUGGAAAAAAGGUUUCUGUGUCUGAAAAGGCUCUUCAGGAGGCCAGGAAUUUGCUAAAUGAGUUUAAUGAAAUUGAAAAUACAAACUCUGAUGUAAAAGCUACAAGUUCUGCUGAGAAUCUUCAAGUGAAAAGUAGCUGUGGCUUCAGUACAGCUAGUGGCGCAAGGAUUCCUGUGUCUGAAAAAGGUCUUCAAAAAGCUAAGACUGUGCUAAAAGAAUAUGAUGACACUCCAGAUAGCAAUGUCGGUGCAGAAAUUAAAGGAGAAACUGUGCGACGAAAAAGUAGUAUUGUCCAGAAUAAUCUAGGAAAAGUCAGUUGUGGUUUCAGCACUGCUAGCGGCAAGACUGUUUCCGUUUGUGAGAAGGCCCUUCAGAAUGCCAAAGCAAAGCUUGAGAACUACAGUGAAGAUGAAAACAAUGACCCCAAUACUAGCUCUCCAGCCCUCUGUGUGAAGGACAUACAUGGAAAACAAAGGGAGGAGCCGAGUUCAGAAUGUACAGAAUCUUACAAGAAUAGGAAAACUCUUACAGGGCCGACCACUUUAAAGACAUCCACGAAAGAAUUGGACUCUUCUACAAGGGCUGACUCAUCAGCUGCAUUUGUAUUGGAGGGUGGAAAAGGAAAGUUAGAAACCAUUCAAGAAGGGGCUUCUCUCCUCAACUUUAAUUCUCACAACUUUGGGGACUGCACAGACACUCAGCAAAGGUACUUGGAGCAGGAGGCCAUGGAAUCUACCAAGGCUUUUUUGGAAGAUGAGGAUCUCACUGAGGAGAGCUUUCAGGAGUCUCUGAAGACGAAUAGUCUUCCUCGUGUUCCAGACCCGCAAGACUCUUUGGAAAAGGGCUUUAGAGGUGGAAAAAGACUUCGACCCCAAGAUCUUGAUUUAAAAGAGGAACCUCCUCUUAAAAGGCAGCUCUUGGCAGAAUUUGACAGGACCUUGGAUCGUUUCAAACACCCUGCGCUCAAGCCUUGUAAAACCUGCCCAAACAGUGUUCUAACAGACCGAGGACAGGGCAGAUAUAGCAUCCCCCUAGAAAGUAUGAUUUCUCUUCCCUUCGGCGAUAAAAAGAGAGUUUGGGACAUCACCCAGGUGCUGAAGAGAGCAGAGCCGCAGAAAGCUCGCCCGGGCUUGGAAUCCCGAGAAGCAAAGGUCAAAACCGGGAUCUUUGUGCCGCCAUUUCAAAAGCGCUCGAGCUCCGGGUCGCAGAAGGGCAGCGCGCCACCUGAGCCAAGCAGACCUCCCAGUGUUUUUGUUCCUCCCUUUAAAAAGGCACCGAGCUCCCUUAAAGACGCGGAAGAAGUGCAGCUGGAGAGGCUGGUUCAGACGGCCCCUAAAUCCACCCCCUUGCGUGAGACUGGCGAAGGGUGCAGUCCGUCUGUCCCUCCUUGUGAAACGGAGCAGGCUGUUACCAGAGACUCUGGACAUAACGAAAGUGCAGCCAGCCGGGAGUUAGGAGACGGCAGCACACCCUUAUCCCACCCAAGCGAUAGUGUCCGGAGACAGGAAGUAGCCAUACUCAGUGUGAGGAGUGUGGAUUCUGGGAGGCCAGAGAGCCCCUGCUCCGGGCAAGCAGUGUCUUCCCCUGAAGAACACAACGCCAGUAGUUCAGAUCAUCUAAUGAUUCAGAAUCUGGACUUCGCCCGAGGCAUGCAAGAAAUGAGGAUUCGGAAAAAAAAGCGGCAAACCAUUAGGCCUCUUCCGGGGAGCCUGUGCCUGACGAAGACCUCCGGGGUGUCCAGAGUGUCGCUCCGCGCUGCGGUGGGAGGAAAGAGCCCCGCUCAGCACACACAGCAGCAGUUGUACGUGUGUGGGGUCAAUAGGUGUGUGUUGGAGAUAAGCAGUGAAAACGCUGAGUCGUUCAGGUUCAGCUGCAGAGAUCACUUUGGAAUCGAGUUCUUCUCGGCUGGUAAUGGGGUGCAGCUUGCUGAUGGAGGCUGCCUUAUACCUGACAACAAAGGCACAGCAGGGAAAGAAGAGUUUUACAGGGCUUUGUGCGACACGCCAGGCGUGGACCCCAAACUGAUCAGCGAGAGCUGGGUUUACAAUCACUACCGGUGGAUCGUGUGGAAGAGGGCAGCCAUGGAAAGAGCCUUUCCGCUGGAGAUGGGAAGCCGAUGUCUAACUCCUGAGCAGGUUCUCCUUCAGCUGAAAUACAGGUAUGACUUGGAAAUUGAUAACAGCCAGAGGUCGGCCCUCAGGAAGAUCAUGGAAAGGGAUGACACACCUGCGAAAACCCUGGUGCUCUGCGUCUGCAGAAUCGUCUCGAUGGGGUCACUCCAGGCGCACGAUACGCCUGGAAACAAAGCCCUGCCGUACGCCAAGGCCAAGACAGACGGGCCGGUGGGGGUCAUUGAAGUCACCGAUGGGUGGUACGCCAUUAAGGCCUUGCUAGACGCCCCGCUCACAGCCAUUCUGCGGAAAGGAAGACUCGCUGUCGGUGGCAAAAUCGUGACUCAUGGAGCUGAUCUUAUAGGCUGUCAGGACGCCUGCUCGCCCCUGGAGGCACCUGAGGCCCUCAUGCUGAAGAUUUGUGCCAACAGCACUAGACUAGCCCGCUGGGAUACCAAGCUUGGUUUUCACCGAGACCCCCGUCCCUUCCAUGUCCCGCUGUCCUCCCUCUUCAGUAAUGGCGGUAGAGUGGGAUGUGUUGAUGUAGUGGUGCUCAGAACUUACCCGAUACAGUGGAUGGAAAAGAAGGCAGAUGGAGUCUUUGUGUUUCGUGGUGAUCGUGCUGAAGAAAGAGAGGCUCGAAGGCACAACGAAAACAAGCAGAAAACUAUGGAAGCUUUAUUUGCUAAGAUUCAGUCUGAAUUUGAGAAGGAGCAAGAAGCAGAAACAAGUGAAAUCAGGAACAGAAGGCAGAGGUUUAGUCAUCAGGAGAUCCAAGCACUGCAGGAGGGCGAGGAGCUUUAUGAGGCCACUGAAAGUGAUCCAGUAUGCCUUGAGGCUUGUUUAAGUGAGCAGCAGCUGAUGACACUGAACAACUACCGACGGGCUCUGAAUGAGAGAAAACAGACAAAACUGCAGGAGGAGUUUCAAAAAGCCAUACGGUCAGCCCAGGACAGGGAGAACAGCUGUCCUGAAAGAGAUGUCACUCCUGUGUGGAAAUUAUUAGUUGUUGACUGUAAGAAUCUGCAAAAUAACACUGCUUACUUUUUGAAUAUCUGGCGCCCGUCUACGGAAGUCUGUUCCCUGCUGAAAGAAGGCUGCAGGUACAAGAUAUACCAGCUGGCAACAUCUGAGACCAAGAGGCGUAUCGGCAACGCAGCAGUUCAGCUCACAGCUAUGAAGAAAACACAGUUUGAGCAGUUGCAGGUACCCCCGGAAUUGCUGUGUCAGCUGUAUGCAUCCAGAGAGGCCGUUAGUUUCAGGAGCUUGUUGAGUCCGCGGUUCCAGCCUGUUUGUGGAGAGGUGGAUUUGGUGGGUUAUGUCAUCUCCAUUACAGGAAAGCAAGGUGGUGCUCCAGUGGUGUACCUGGUCAAUGAGAACCGGGAUUUUGUGGCGGUGAAGUGCUGGGUCGGCCUGAGCCAGCUGGCAUUGGAGGAUAUUGUACAGCCACGCGCCCUGCUUGCAGUGAGCAACGUGCAAGCGCGACCCAGCCCAGCUGCAGCUGUCCCCACUGCCUAUGCUGCAGAGCUUUCAGUCUUCUCCGCAAACCCUAAAGAAACGCAUCUGCAAGCGGCUUGCACCCUGCUGAGGAGCGCGGCCCAGGGUAUUGAAUGCUUUUUUGAGGCCGCUGAAGAGAAGCUCAGCAAGUUAAUCAAAGAAGACUUCCCAUGUCAGUCGCUAAAAGACCUCAGUUCCAUCCCCAAAACGCCUAUUAUGAAGCCCGAUGUACAACGGGAGAGCAGCAAUCUUGUCCCGGGAAGAUCUCCACAGCAGUCACUCUGUGCUUUUGAGCACCUGACUCCCACAUGUGGCAAACCACCCCUGCACGCUGGCCGCUCGGACGACAAGGGCCCUAAAAGCUUGAAGAGGAAGAGGGGCCUAAUCUAUCUGUCCCGAAUCCCGUCCCCUCCCCCGCUCGCCCCACUGAGGAGCCCCUGUGUGAACAAGACCUUCCAGCCCCCGAGGAGGUGCGCGAGCCCCCUGGCGGCGGCGAGGGGGAAAGAGGAGUGCCGAAGUCCGGGCCCGGCGCCGGAGGCGGGGGGCGAGUGGGUGAAGGACGAGGAGCUGGCGCAGAUCAACACCCAGGACCUGCUCGCCGGCUCGGGGGACGACGCCAGGGGCGAGGGGGGAGGGAAAGACGCCCUGUGAGAAUGAGGCGCUGGGGGAGCCAAAGAGACUGGACCAGGGGUACGACGCGACUGGAGCGAAGAGCGGCGCCUUUUUUCUUCAAAAUGGACUUGGACGCGGCCGUGGGAACAACAUAAGGCCAAAAAGACACUAGCAUGCAGGAGGCUCCACAGAAGAGGGCAGGACAGUCAAGCCACUGCUGCUUUUAAUCCACAUACUUCACAGUUCUGUGUGUAUUGUGCUCCAUGAAUAGUUUCUGGUUUAUUUCACAUUAAAUGUCAUGUGUUCUGUGAAGUUCUUCUUUGGUUUUUUAUUCCCAAAUAAAUAAACCUGCGCCAGG
Messenger RNA from Lepisosteus oculatus (spotted gar), 10725 nucleotides. The record is from RefSeq and is a predicted model, not a curated record. Lineage: Eukaryota; Metazoa; Chordata; Actinopteri; Semionotiformes; Lepisosteidae.